Messenger RNA from Choloepus didactylus (southern two-toed sloth), 3687 nucleotides. RefSeq names its product zinc finger protein 263 (gene ZNF263). Gene Ontology annotation, molecular function: DNA-binding transcription factor activity, RNA polymerase II-specific; RNA polymerase II cis-regulatory region sequence-specific DNA binding. Bases 765 to 2807 code for a protein of 680 amino acids. The transcript is spliced from 6 exons. NCBI's taxonomy places the organism in Eukaryota, Metazoa, Chordata, Mammalia, Pilosa, Megalonychidae. The record is from RefSeq and is a predicted model, not a curated record. Gene Ontology annotation, biological process: regulation of transcription by RNA polymerase II.
GCGCCGAUUGGGGACUGAGCGAAGCCUACCCGGUCAACCCGGGUGGGGGCUGCUUGUUAACAGUUCAGAUUCAGGGCCCCACUCGACAAUCUGAGGCACUGGAUCUCGCGUGGGCUCGCGGUUUGUGGUGCACUGUAGUGAGCUUUCCUGCAGAUUCUGACUCGGAUCGUCCUUGGGCUUCUCACUUUCUGCUUUUGAAGACCCGCGUUCAGACCUCCCCAACCGCCCCCAGGCGCCCCUCGGCGUCUUGGGGAUCCCUGGGCCCGCCCGCUCUCCGGACGGCCCCGCCUCUCGUAUUCUGAUUGGCUCUUCGCUCGUCCCGCCUCCGCAGCAACUCUUCUCUUCUGGUUGGCCAGCAGCGAGACCGUGGCGAAACCUGAUCCAAUGGGCGCUAGAUCUCAGAAAACGUAGCCCGGAAGUUGGUCCUGCCGUUGGUUUGUGAACGCUGAACUCGCGCGCUGGGAGUUCCGGCGUGGGAGCCGAGGGCUGGGUUUUACGUGGGUUCCCGACGCGGGCGGGAGAGCGGCCCUUGGGGAGGCCCUGGCGGGGAGGGUUGGGAACCUGGCGCCACGGCGUCCGGAACCGCCUGGGGCCGAGGCGCCAGAGCCGGCUGCGCCGGGGCUGGAGGUGGGCCCCUCGCCCGGGACUUGGAGCCCCGGGUCCGCCGGCUCCUGCCGACACCGCCCACCCCCUCACGGGGCCCGGGGCGCCUCCCCAGGCGGGCGCAGCUGGUUUGGGGGCUAAGGCACCCUGGGAGCCUGACGAUGGCGUCGGGCCCCGGCGCCCAGGAGCGGGAAGGGCUCCUGAUAGUUAAACUGGAGGAGGAUUGCGCCUGGAGCCAGGAGCUGCCCCCACCCGACGCGGGGCCCAGCCCCGAGGCCUCCCAUCUGCGCUUCCGACGGUUCCGCUUCCAAGAGGCAGCUGGUCCCCGGGAAGCCCUCAGCCGGCUGCAGGAGCUUUGCCAUGGGUGGCUGCGGCCUGAAAUGCGCACCAAGGAGCAGAUCCUGGAGCUGCUGGUGCUGGAGCAGUUCCUGACCAUCCUGCCCCAGGAGAUCCAGAGCAGGGUGCAGGAGCUGCAUCCGGAGAGCGGCGAGGAAGCUGUCACUCUUGUGGAGGAUAUGCAGAGAGAGCUUGGGAAACUGAGGCAACAGGUCACAAACCAUGGGCGGGGAACUGAAAUGCUUUUGGAGGAGCCUUUGCCUCUGGAAACAGCACAAGAGUCACCGAGCUUCAAGCUGGAGCCAGUGGAGACUGAGCGAAGCCCUUGCCCCAGGCUGCAGGAGCUGCUAGGCCCCAGCCCCAAAAGGGACCCCCAAGCUGUAAAGGAGAGGGCAUCAUCCGCUCCCUGGCUUUCUCUCUUUCCUCCCGAAGGGCACCUGGAAGAGAAGGAGAUGACUGGGCCCCAGUUGCCUGGCAGCUUAGAGGACAUGGCUGUGCACACCUCCCAGGAGGCGUGGGGACAUCAGGAUCCUAGUAAGAGGGCCCUCUCCAGGGACACGGUGCAGGAGAGUUAUGAGAAUGUGGACUUACUGGAGUCUCAGGUUCCCAGUCAGGAGGCCCUAAGCACCCAGGUGGAACAAGGAGGAAAGCCAUGGGAUCCUAGUGUCCAGAGUUACAAGGAGGGCCCAAACCUCAGAAGCCCAGUUCCAGGGGAAGAGAAAUUUGAGAACCGGGAGGAAAUUGCUCCAUCUGUUUCCCUUGAGAACACCCACCCUCAGGAGCUCGUCCCCGGGGAGGUACCCUGGAGUCCUGAGCAGGGAAGACCUUGUGACAGGUCCGAAGGGCCUUGGGACCCUCCCUCAGUAGAUCAAAGGGACCACUCUUUAGUGGAGGCCACAAGUUGCAGAGCACUGGGGAGACCAAAGGAACUGCAGCCAAAGAAACUCCAUUUAUGUCCCUUGUGUGGCAAAAAUUUCUCUAACAACUCGAACCUAAUUAGACACCAGAGAAUACAUGCAGCAGAAAGACUGUGCAUGGGCAUGGACUGUGGUGACCUCUUAGGUGGGAACCCACAUUUUCUUUCACUACACAGAGCACACCUGGGAGAAGAAGCCCAUAAGUGCCUUGAAUGUGGAAAAAGCUUCAGUCAAAAUACCCACCUGACUCGCCAUCAGCGCACCCACACUGGUGAGAAGCCCUAUCAGUGUAAUGUCUGUGGGAAAAGCUUCUCCUGCAACUCCAACCUCCACAGGCACCAGAGAACACACACAGGUGAAAAGCCCUACAAGUGCCCUGAGUGUGGGGAGAUCUUUGCUCACAGUUCCAACCUCCUCAGGCAUCAGAGAAUUCACACAGGAGAGAGACCCUAUAAGUGUCCUGAGUGUGGGAAAAGUUUCUCUCGUAGUUCACACCUUGUCAUUCAUGAAAGAACUCAUGAGCGAGAGAGACUUUACCCCUUCUCUGAGUGUGGGGAAGCGAUGAGUGAUGGCACCCCCCUUCUUACAAAUCACAGAGCCCACAAGGCAGAGAAGAAACUCUUUGAAUGUUUAACUUGUGGGAAGAGCUUUCGCCAAGGGAUGCACCUUACCAGACAUCAGAGAACGCAUACGGGAGAGAAACCAUAUAAAUGUGCCCUCUGUGGAGAAAACUUCUCUCAUAGAUCUAACUUGAUCAGGCACCAGAGAAUUCACACAGGAGAAAAACCCUAUACCUGCCAUGAGUGUGGAGACAGUUUCUCUCACAGCUCUAAUCGGAUUCGUCACCUCAGAACCCACACAGGUGAGAGACCCUAUAAAUGUUCUGAAUGUGGAGAAAGCUUCUCUCGGAGUUCACGCCUUAUAAGCCAUCAGAGAACUCACACUGGAUAGAAAUAAUGGGGUUUCUCUUGGACCAGGGAAGGUGGCUUAUUCAGAAGGUCCUGUUCUUACAAGCUGGUCUUCCUUGUCCACCUGAUCAAGUGACCCAUAUGUUUUUAAGGUAAUUACUAUAAAGAAGAAAAGGGAGUCAUUGUGAAGGAGGUGCAGAGGCAGCAAAGGAUUACCGUAAAGCUAAAAAGGAAUUCUGUUGGAACUAGUGAGGAUUGCAACUCUUGGAGGUGACCUGUUGAAGAUGGAAUUUCCUAAGUCCAUCCUGUUCAUUUACACUGUGAUUGGGUGCCUUACUGUGCCUAGUGUCUAGCUCAGCAACUCUGGAAAUCCAAGUGAUAAUUCCUCUUUCCUCAUUUUGGACAUUCCGCGGGACCGCUUAGGCUCCUGAGGCCCUUGAGACCAAAAAAGAAGACCUGAAGUAUCCUGAAAAAUUAGCCAGAAGUCAACAGAAGCCUGGUUGUCAGUUGCAGCUGUCCUGAAGGCCCUGGCUGGGGAGCCAUGGGCAGUCCAGAGCCAGCUACCAUAGCGCUCUUCAGUGGCCUGACAGGAGUGCCACUGACAGGCCACACAUGUAAAUGUCACCUCAGACAAAAGGAACCAGAGACCUAUGGGAAACAGUAAGAUGGAAUUUUCAUGUCAGCCCAAGAAUUGGCAGAGGAAGCAGGAGUCUGAAUUAGUCUACCCUUUGGAGGGAUCUAGACUUUUCACCUACCUGUCAGAAAUAGAUGGCACUCUGGAGUCUUGUUCCCUGGGUAAAAGAUUCCGUGAAAGAUGGAUUUUCCCUGGAAAGCUUUGAAAACUUGGGUCCGAGGGAAAUUAGGGAUUAUGCCCAUCCCUGUUGAAAGUAUGUUUGGAUGGUAAUAAAUAUCUUAAGGAAAUA